Vittaforma corneae ATCC 50505 is the source of this 1473-nucleotide messenger RNA. RefSeq lists its product as uncharacterized. The transcript has a single exon. Lineage: Eukaryota; Fungi; Microsporidia; Nosematidae. Bases 1 to 1473 code for a protein of 490 amino acids. The record is from RefSeq and is a predicted model, not a curated record.
AUGAUUGAAGAGACAAGAAAGUUUGUUAAGUUCAACAGAAAGUUGGCUAGUAGCAGAGCAAAUAACAUGACCGUAGCCAAACAAGAAGAAGACCUCACAAGUAAGCUUAAGAAGAGAAAAGUUCGUAGCCAAAAGAAGAAUGCAAAUAUAAAAGCGAAGGAAAAUGGGACAGAAAAGAGCAUAGAAGUCAAGAACAAAGACAAGCCGUAUAAACGAUCCAAUAGCAAAUACAGUAAGAUUGGAGUAAAAGACUGCAGAUCAAAUCCAAAAUAUGAGUACUGUUUAGAUGAUGCCGAUGACAAUGAAAAGGAGCUAAUACUAAAUGGAACAAUAAGCGAUAGGCUCAACUGUCUUGCACUGCUCUGUGCUAGAAACCCAACAGACAGGAACUACAAGCAGCUUCUUCAGUUCUGUGAGAAUCAAAGGAACGAUGUUAUCUAUACCACGCUGAAGCUUAUACGGGAUCUUAUAAAGGAAGAGUGCAUUAAAAGAAAGGAAUCCAGUACAAAUGAGUAUGGCGAAGGCAAAGAGUCUAAUGUUGGUAGACGCAACAAGACAAAUGAGGAAGACAUGUGCGGAAUAUCCUCUUAUAUAAAAAGCAGGAUCAUCAAGAGUUUUGACAUGGGAGUCAAGAAUCAAUAUAUAAAAGACAAAGUUCUGGAAAUUAUUGGAGUCUUGGCCAGGGCAGGAAUCUACGAAGAAGACUUUAUUAACAUUCUUGUUUCUCGUCUUAUUGAGAAGAGCACUACUCUUAAGAUCGUUGAAAAUGCAUUGAAAAGUCUAUUUUCAGCACACGAGCAGUUAAUUUUUGAGGGAGUUGAGGAUUUUUACUACAAAAACGACUCUUUCAGGUGUCAGCACAAUGUUCUCAAAUUUCUGCAGAAUCUGGAAUUUAAAAAGGAAAAGGAAUUCUUUAGAUUCUACGAUACAGCGCUGAGUUCCCUGGAUGAAGAAUAUCCCCAGGACCAGAGAGACCUCAUGAUUGAGCUGUUGGUCAAUGGAUUGUCCAGAGUGGUCUCUCCCGGCGACAGUGUCACCAGUAUAGAUCUUGUGCGGGGCUAUAUCAAGUCUUCAAGAUCCAUUAUUUCAGUUCUCAAUCUUCUUAUUAAAACCAAUGAUCCAUUUACAGACACUUAUGUUUUGAAGGUGUCAAGAACAACCCUCCUUAGAAAUACCAAGCACGAGCCCGAAUUCCUAAAUAUGAUCUACAAACUAGACAAUAGUAAUUUAUUUGCUAAGCUGGUGGACAAUUCGUUUUAUUAUUCUGUCCAGUCGAUCCUUGCUUUGCUGCUAAUGGCAUACGAGAAGGGAGUGGAUGCCAAGACACUCUUCAGCUUGCAUCUGCUUGCGCGCCACUACAAUCCUGUUGUAAGAGAUAUGUCCCAAAAGCUGCUCAGGAAGGAGAGGAUGCCCAUGUUUGACCCAUUCGACAGUGUAUACGUUGAGGGGCUGGCGAAGACUUUAUCAGUGUAG